AUGAUAUCAACAAAACAUACCAGUGAAGCUGUAGAAAAUGUUGUAAGAGGUAAAAUUGUAAAAAAACCUAAAGUAGUAAUAGACUACAAUACACGAAAAACGGCCAUUGAUCUUUCAGAUCAAAUGAGUUCCUAUUCGAACCCUCUUAGGCGUAGCACAAAGUGGUAUAGAAAGGUAGCUUUAGAUGCGCUUUUAAACAUAGCUGUUGUUAAUUCUAUGGUAUUAUUCAAUACCAUUACUUCAUCAAAAAUGUCAAUCACCGCUUUCCGUACUUCAUUGUCGAACAAUUACUUAAAAAAGAAACUGUUGAUGUUGAAAGCUCUUUGCAAACAAUAA
Messenger RNA from Macrosiphum euphorbiae (potato aphid), 336 nucleotides. The record is from the annotation of a GenBank genome assembly. Lineage: Eukaryota; Metazoa; Arthropoda; Insecta; Hemiptera; Aphididae.